Molecule: messenger RNA, 1562 nt
Organism: Schistocerca gregaria
Lineage: Eukaryota; Metazoa; Arthropoda; Insecta; Orthoptera; Acrididae
Product: tRNA wybutosine-synthesizing protein 5-like
Exons: 2
Coding region: 293-1240 (315 amino acids)
Biological process (GO): wybutosine biosynthetic process
Molecular function (GO): 2-oxoglutarate-dependent dioxygenase activity; tRNA binding
Source: RefSeq, a predicted model, not a curated record
CAGUAGCCAAGGUAACCAGAGCACACACAAUCUUUUGUGUGUUCAAUGUCUUAACCUUGUAGAGCUGCGUUGUCAACUGACAGCUUCUGCCAACAUUAAUGAUAGUGCUUCAAUUACUGUCAAUUAAUACUGAACUUCUGCAGGCCCCUGACGCUCAGUAUAGUAUAUAUUGUGAUCGAAACUCAGUGGAUUAUUUCUUCCGUGUGAUGAACUUUGCACGAUUUGUGUUAUUCACUAACCACUAAUCAUUAAUAAGUAAUUGCUGUGUGUUGUGAUGUGCAGAUGGUGAAACAUGGUUAAAUGCAAAGAAGUUCCUAUAUAUACAGACAUUACUCCUGAAUUAUUUAUUAAUUCCAUAUGGAACAGACGUGAACCGGCAUUAUUACGUGGAAUUAACAUCGGUGAAUGUACCGCUAAAUGGACUACUGAAUAUUUAUCGGAGAAAAUUGGUCCGCUCGAUGUAAAAGUUCAUGUCAGCCAACAUGAAAAGUUAGAUUUCAUAAAUAAAAACUUCGUAUACAAAACAUUACCUUUCAAUGAACUUUUAGAAAGAGUGUCAGGUACAAGUAAGGCUUUCUUUCUGAGUCCGAACGAGUAUUAUUAUUUGAGAUCUCUUGGACUUGAUCCUAGAGGCCGUGAAAUUGCCGAUAUUCGAAAGCAGUUUCCAUUUAUUGCUGCUGAUCUAAAAAUUCCGCAUUUCUUUAAAGAUGAGGCAUUCUUUUCCAGUGUACUUCGGAUUGGUUCAAAAAAUGUUCAGUUGUGGACACAUUAUGAUGUCAUGGAUAAUAUCCUUAUACAAGUUCGUGGCCGGAAAAGAAUUGCCUUGUUUAAACCAUCAGAAGCUUUAGGCAUGUACUUGGUGGGUGAUAAAUCCCGAGUAUUGGAUAUUGACAAUCCUGACGCCUCAGAGUUCCCAAAGUUUUCCAGCGUUCUUAGACACGAAUGUAUUAUGGAAUCAGGAGAUAUUAUUUUUAUUCCAGCACUUUGGUUUCACAAUACAUUAGCAUUAGACAAUGGGAUUGCAGUAAAUGUGUUCUGGAAACAUUUGCCAGAAGAACUGUAUGAUAAGAAAGACGUAUAUGGAAAUAAAGACCCCAUUCCUGCAGCAAGGGCUAUACAGAUGACUGAGAAUGCCACAAAAUUAUUGGAAACAUUGCCUGGUGAAUAUAGGGAUUUCUACUGCAGGAGAAUGAUAGCCAUUCUUGAAAACAAACUAUGCGGACAGGAAGACAUAAUAUAGACUUGAAGUCAUUCCAGUGACACCAUGAGUGUGACAAUCAGACAUUCUUGAGGACAAAUUUAUAAACAUAGUAAAUUGAGAAAAUAAAACUGAUGAAGUCCUACCAUAAAUUAUUGCAUUGUAUUCUUACAGUUAACUGUCAAAUCAGACACUUAAAUUUUUAAGACAAUAGAAUUAAGAUAUAUCAUUUGUUCAGUUUUAUCACUAUUUUGUUAAGGCUUUUGUACUGUAAUCAGUGCGGUUCAAUAUCAUGCAUACAAAGUAUGCAGGUACUAUGCUGAUUAUCGCUGCAAAUACAUUAACUGUCUUCACUAACCAGCAA